CACACCGGGGAAAAGGUCAUUGAGGAAAUUUGAGUGGGUGAGUAACAUUUUAUUUCCACAUCAGAAAUUGGAGACACUAGAUUUUUUAUCACUGAGCAAAUACUAAAACCACUGAGCUCAAUUUAGUGAAAAAAAUUUUUUGAUGCCAGUGAUUGAAAAACGGAAUGAAAUCGCACUGCAUGACACGUUAAUUUGAGGGUGCUCUAUCGUCAUGUUUUUCGUUUUCUCGUCAUGAAAGAUUUCAUGUAACCUUGCCUGACCUUUAUCUAACCUCUUAUGACUAUCUGACGUAUGAAGUAAGAUCUUUCUCUCCUACCAGCCGACGUGAGGUGUGUUUCAGGUUCGGAGGUGUGCUAUCUGGUGUCUUGUGAUUGUAAGUAGAAGUGAACAUGCUGUCAGCUGUGUGUAGGGGGGUGAAGACAUUCCGUUUGGUUUGCGCAGUGAAGAUUAUGCAAAAAUAGUUUCAACACCCAUAAGAGGUUGGAUUAGGUGGAAUGAAAUUUUUCAUUGCAAUCAUGUUGGCCCUUGUGACCGGGGGAACUGGCGGCACAGCUCAGAACAGAUCCUUCCUGCCAUUUAGGAAGCUCUUUGAAAUGCCCAUCAAGAUUUAGCCUCUUUUGGGUAAACAUCUCUCCUGUCUGGGACUCCACAGAGGGUGAGGAACUUCCUUUACCGGUGCCGCCCUCGCAAUUAUAAGUCAUGGUGAACCUCAAUCACAGGCCAUUCGGGUUCAGUGAGAGGAGUACAAGUCAGUGUGGAGCGUUAACGCCUGGAUUGGAUAUCAUUUUCAUAUGUUCAAGUCCUCCUGUGUGGCAGGAGAUAAAACCAGAAGAGCCUGAAAUGGGAUUGGCUCAACCAGCCACAGGUAGCAGCUUAUCAUUUGGAUCUGAACGGCUGUCAAUGAUUCAGACAGGUGACCUUGGACCUGCCGGUCAGUCUAACUUUGAGUCGUGAAUGUGAGAUACUAAGACGCUCGGUCAUCUCCUUUUCAUUUGCUCUGAGAAGGACAAGUGGAUAGAUCUCCAGACUUCCGAGAAGCCAAACCCAGAGACAGUGCUGCCACCAUGGGGGAGUGGGGCUACCUCGGCGGACUCUUCGAUACCCUCCAGGGCCACUCGCCGAUGCUCGGCCGUUUCUGGCUCCUGCUCAUGCUUGUGUUCAGGAUCCUGAUCCUGGGGACGGUUGCCAGUGACUUGUUCGAUGAUGAGCAGGAGGAGUUCGCCUGCAACACCCUCCAGCCGGGCUGCAAGCAGGUGUGCUACGACAUGGCCUUCCCCAUCUCCCAGUACAGAUUCUGGGUGUUUCACAUUGUCCUCAUCGCAACGCCUUCCCUGGUUUUCCUCAUGUACGCCGUGCACCACCACAACAAGAGGAGCGUCUCCCCCAAAUUCAGCCCAACGAGCGGCCAGCAGCGCAGAGAAGACCAACGCUUGAGGUGGUUGUACAUGAUCAACGUGGCCUUCCGCAUGGUGGCAGAAGUUGGCUUCCUCGUGGGCCAGUGGACGCUGUACGGCUUCAAGGUGGAGGCCCAGUUCCCCUGCAGCCGCUUUCCUUGCCCCUACACAGUGGACUGCUUCACCUCCCGCCCGGCCGAGAAAACGGUCUUCCUCUGCUUCUACUUCGUCGUGGGGGUGAUCUCGGCGAUCGUCAGUUGUGCAGAGAUUCUCUACGGCUCCAUCAAGUGGUUCUGCCGGAGCUGCGAGCCCGGCCCCCCGGACAGCCUCUGUGUCUGCCAGAACCUCCACAACUUCAAGCGGGAGGAGGCAGAGGCCGAGGAGAAGACGAGGGUGGCCAACAGUGUGAUGCUGAAGGGAAGAUCGUUGAGGAGCAGCGGCGGUCGCAGGGUCUCCAGCAUCGGCCACAAGCCCCGGGGCGGCAAGUAUGUGAGCAGCAGGAUAAUGGUGUGAGAGGGCCUCGAGUCAAACCUGCCGGAACCACAUCACUGUCUUUUUUCCUUUUAAAUUCAUGUACAUAUUAUUAUUAUUAUUUAUGUUUCCAAUUCCUGUAUAUGAUUGCGUGGCAAAAAAAAUGGAGGAGACAUCAUAAGGAAAUGCUUUAGACCAUACAGAGUUGAGGAAGGAAACCUCUCUGGAUUACACUUGUCACAGCGCAGCGCUGAUUUCUUCUUUGUUUCAACAGAGCACUGAUUGAACGUCCUUGUGUAACGUAACAGGGGAAAAAAACAAAAACAGCAUUCCGGGAACAUUGUGUCAUUCUAGUGGAGUUGAACAGUGACGUCAGAAUCUAUAAGUGGCCGGAACUGUACCGGUAAGCUGGAAACCGCCUCCUUUGUGGAAAUUGUUCGACUUUUUAGGAAAAGUGCGUUUUUCGCUCUCCUGCCAAAAGUCCGAUACGCUCAGUGUGAAGCCUGGAAGUAGGAAAUUAAAUGUAAAUCUCUAGACAUUUGCACAUUGAGCUUAUUUCAAACUCAGACCUAUUUUCAAUGUCAUCAGAUUUUUAACAUUCAAUGAUCAAAUCCAAGUGAUUAAACAAGACAGGAUUUGUCGACUAAACAUAAUCUAUAAUGUGUGUGUAAUAUGUGUGUAUAUAUAAAUAUUUGUGUAUAUAUAUACACACGAUUAGUUAACUGCCGUUUUCACGUUCAACUGUUGAAGAGGGGGACGUUUUUUCUGUUUUGUCUAACAUGAAGAUGCACAUACACGCACAGCACAUAUUGUGCAUAACAGCAUGUUGGAUGCAGAUUUUACGAGUCUGACUGUGAAAAUCUGAAGCCUGCGCUGCACAUGCAUAUUGUGUCCAGCUCUUCAACUAUCAUCAUAAAUGUGCAUGUUCAUUUUUCAACGAGGUCAUGUUGUACUUGUUGUUGUCGACCACAUCAGAUCCUAAUGAAUAAUCAAAGCAGAGUGUUUUUAUAUGUCUUCAUGCACUUUUUUUCCCUGAUCUUUGCAUUGACAGGACUGCACACAAUGUCGUUGUACAUGUACAAUGACAAUAAAGAAUCUAUUCUAUUCUUGAAA
Molecule: messenger RNA, 2978 nt
Organism: Scophthalmus maximus (turbot)
Lineage: Eukaryota; Metazoa; Chordata; Actinopteri; Pleuronectiformes; Scophthalmidae
Product: gap junction delta-3 protein-like
Exons: 2
Coding region: 1065-1907 (280 amino acids)
Biological process (GO): cell communication
Cellular component (GO): connexin complex
Source: RefSeq, a predicted model, not a curated record